AUGUUUAUAUCAGUAAGUAGAGGUUGGUAUUGCAACCGGGUAAAUGGUGGGCUGGUGAUGCGAUCAGUUAAAGUUGACCUCCAUCGGGACCAAGAGAACUUAGAGGUAAAUGGUGGGCUGGUGAUGCGAUCAGUUAAAGUUGACCUCCAUCGGGACCAAGAGAACUUAGAGGUAAAUGGUGGGCUGGUGAUGCGAUCAGUUAAAGUUGACCUUCAUCGGGACCAAGAGAACUUAGAGGUAAAUGGUGGGCUGGUGAUGCGAUCAGUUAAAGUUGACCUCCAUCGGGACCAAGAGAACUUAGAGGUAAAUGGUGGGCUGGUGAUGCGAUCAGUUAAAGUUGACCUCCAUCGGGACCAAGAGAACUUAGAGGUAAAUGGUGGGCUGGUGAUGCGAUCAGUUAAAGUUGACCUCCAUCGGGACCAAGAGAACUUAGAGGUAAAUGGUGGGCUGGUGAUGCGAUCAGUUAAAGUUGACCUCCAUCGGGACCAAGAGAACUUAGAGGUAAAUGGUGGGCUGGUGAUGCGAUCAGUUAAAGUUGACCUUCAUCGGGACCAAGAGAACUUAGAGGUAAAUGGUGGGCUGGUGAUGCGAUCAGUUAAAGUUGACCUUCAUCGGGACCAAGAGAACUUAGAGGUAAAUGGUGGGCUGGUGAUGCGAUCAGUUAAAGUUGACCUCCAUCGGGACCAAGAGAACUUAGAGGUAAAUGGUGGGCUGGUGAUGCGAUCAGUUAAAGUUGACCUUCAUCGGGACCAAGAGAACUUAGAGGUAAAUGGUGGGCUGGUGAUGUGAUCAGUUAAAGUUGACCUUCAUCGG
Molecule: messenger RNA, 813 nt
Organism: Mizuhopecten yessoensis (Yesso scallop)
Lineage: Eukaryota; Metazoa; Mollusca; Bivalvia; Pectinida; Pectinidae
Exons: 2
Coding region: 1-789 (262 amino acids)
Source: RefSeq, a predicted model, not a curated record